This is a messenger RNA of Selaginella moellendorffii, 3075 nucleotides long. RefSeq names its product DNA repair and recombination protein RAD54-like. The record is from RefSeq and is a predicted model, not a curated record. Lineage: Eukaryota; Viridiplantae; Streptophyta; Lycopodiopsida; Selaginellales; Selaginellaceae. Gene Ontology annotation, molecular function: DNA translocase activity; ATP-dependent chromatin remodeler activity; ATP binding. Gene Ontology annotation, biological process: double-strand break repair via homologous recombination; reciprocal meiotic recombination. Gene Ontology annotation, cellular component: nucleus.
AUGGAAGUGAUUGAGGUGGAGAACGCCUGGCCGGACGUGGACGGAUUCCACACGCGCAUUGUGAUGGAGACGAGCGCUAUCAAGCCGCCGCUCCCGCUCAGGCCGGCGCUGUGCGGGGAUAUGGAUCCGGAUCGAUCGCUGCUCUCUCUCGGCGGCAGCGAUUUUAGCGGUGGUAGCAGCUCGAUCUCGCGGAAAUCCGUGUCGGGAGCGUCUUCGGCGUCCAAGAAGCUCUGCGUCGAGGUGCCAUGGCGAUAUUUCGAGGUCAUGUACAGCGUCAAGAAGAAAAACUCCAGGAAGCCAGGGCCGCGAUCCGAUGGCGUUCUUGCGGUCCAGGGAUCGAGCUACAAUCUGCUCGACAAUAACGGUUUUCAACUUUGUGAUCGAAGUAUUGGACGAGAUCCCCGAGGAAGAGUACCUGAGCGGGAAGAUCUUCUCAACGAGCAGGCCUACCUUUCCUUCUUCCGAAGGAUCGGACAUUACUGUCGAGUCCGCUCGGAAUCCUGGAAGAAAGACCAGCUUGUCCUCAACAUGGCAGAAGUUGCAAAUGGCGCUGCUCCAGUCGUUGUUGAUCCAUACAUCGCUUCAAAACUUCGACCGCACCAGAGGGAGGGAGUGAAGUUUAUGUACGAGUGCGUCAUGGGACUGAGAUCUCGCACAUUUACUGGCUGUCUACUAGCUGACGAAAUGGGUCUCGGGAAAACUGUGCAAGUCAUUGCACUGAUUUGGACGCUGCUUCGUCAGGUAAAUUGUUCUUUUCAGUUUUUGCUCGGCUUACAUUUGGGUUCAUAUGGCAAGGGUUCUGGAGGAGUUCCCGCUGUAAGGCGAGCAGCAGUUGUUUGCCCGUUGACGCUAACCCGAAAUUGGGGAAAAGAGGUGCGUAAGUGGCUGGGCUCGGAAAGGUUGAAAGCAAUGGUCGUCGACUGCGCAAGAGAGGCAGCAGAAAAGAUAAUCGACUUCAAAAACGACAGCUUCUGUCCUCUUUUAAUCACGUCGUAUGAAAUACUAAGGAAGCACAAGGAUAUUGUUGCCUCGACGAAUCUUGAGCUUCUUAUCUGCGAUGAAGCUCAUCGACUGAAAAGCUGCAAGGGAAACAAAACGAUUGCGUCACUGGCGUCGUUGAACUGCAACAAGAGGAUUUUACUCACUGGAACACCCGCCCAGAACAACUUAAGCGAGUUUUAUGCUUUGCUUGAUUUUGCCAAUCCAGAGCUAUUGGGUUCCUACAACGAGUAUAAGAAUAUCUACGCUUCUCCCAUUGAGCAAAGUCGGGAUCGCAACGCCAGCCACGCUGAGAAAGAAUUAGGCUCAGAGAGAUCGGAAGAGCUAAAACAAAUGACAAGCUUUUGCAUUCUUCGAAGGACAUCUGAGAUAAACAAGGAGCACCUUCCACCGAAAUCAGAGUACGCCGUGUUUUGCAAACUUCACGAUGUUCAGAUUAGUCUUUACGAGAUAUUUGUCAAGUCUCAGUUCGUACGAACCAUGCUAAACUCAGAUAUUCAACGUGCGCACGUUCUUUCUGCAAUUGGAGCGCUGCGUAAACUUUCAAGCCAUCCGGGGCUGCUACAGAGUGAUAUGAAGCACGUUACGAGCGCGGAAAUUAAGAAUCAACCAUUUUUUCAUCGCGCCGAAGAAUUGCUUGAUCUUUCUGAUGUCCAAGCAUCCUUGAGAGAUGUCGUGAGGCACAAUUGGAGCCUAUCUGGAAAGUUCGUGUGCUUACAACAUCUUCUUUUAGCGACUAUACAAUGCAACGACAGAAUUGUGGUCGCUUCCAACUUCACACAAACCUUGGACUUGAUAGAGGCAAUGUGCAAUGAACACUCAUGGAAGUUCGUUCGACUGGACGGUGGAACCAUGAUAUCGGAAAGACAGCCACUCGUCGAACGGUUCAAUCGAAGAAUUGGAGAGGCGUCGAUCUUCCUCCUGUCCUCCAAAGCUGGUGGAACUGGCCUGAACCUCAUUGGGGCAAACAGGCUCGUUUUAGUCGAUCCAGAUUGGAAUCCAGCAAAUGACGCGCAGGUGAUGAGUCGAAUAUGGAGAGAAGGCCAGCCGAAACCAGUAAAAAUAUACAGGCUUCUGUCCACUGGCAGCAUCGAGGAGAAGAUAUAUCAACGGCAAAUCAUGAAAAAAGAUCUGACGUCUUUCUUUGGUGAUCAGUCCACAUAUCAACCUACCUGUAAAAGAACGAACGACCAGAAGUUUAGCCGGCAGGAACUCAGAGAGCUUUUGAAAUUGCCUUCGGAAACAAAAUGCGAGACAUAUGAUCUACUGUGCCGGCUCAACACGCAACUGGAGGACAAAUGGAAAGACUCGUCAGGAAUGCUGGAUGACCACGUCUUACAGAGCGCGGUCGAAUCGGGAGUGACUACGUUCGUGUCAGCUGACUCGCCUCAAACGCAACAAAGCAGCGGAGUUCUCGAAAGAGACACAGGCUUGGAUUGUGGAGCAUGUUAAUAGAAAAGCUCGAUCGAUGAAACUUCACUGCGCCUCCAUUAACCAGCACCGCAAGAGAAUGAAGAUUUCACCUUAUCAGGAAAAAGUUAGCUACCAUCUCUCUUUAAAACGGGAACCAAAAGCGGCAUUGUUCUCAACAAACCAACCGAUUGGCGGUUCCAUCAUCUUGACUUUCAGAGCUAGUUCUAAAUAACGCGAAGCUUUCCCAGCAACGUCAGCGACAACAGCUAGGGGACCUGACAACCAAGCAAGGCAAAUUUCCCCACCCUUGAUAUCGAUCUUCCACCUUGGGGACUGGGCAACCACGACAGCGAGAGUAAAAGGUAGUGGAGCAAAAUUGCGGGCGCUGCUGCUAGUGUUGGUACGUCAAUGCUUUUUCACAAGUACUCGACCUUAGCUUGGGAAGCGUCUCUCAUUUCGAAGAUCCUAAAACAAAAAAACGUUGGUGGAGUGGACGAUGGAUCGAUGGGCGAUAGAUUUCUUCGAUUAAUCAAACUUACGAGCGCACACGGAGAAAGAAUUGCGCGAGAGCGACGUUUGCGUUGUAGGAAAGGUCAACAUACGAAUUGCAAUCCCGAGUUGAUUAAAAUCGAAAUCAAUGCAAUCGAUACCGGCACCCGAUUC